AUGUUAAUUUCUUCGGCGAAACUUCGCGAGCUCUAUCAACGAGCAACGUUUUGCAGCAGCUUCAGCAAAAAGAAAAGCGACAAAUUGGAAAUUAUUUUGCUUAUCCCCUUUAUGAAGGUUGUGGAGGAUAUGGAGGAGGAGCAGAUUGAGGAGGGUAUGGAAGUGGAGGUAAAGGAGGGUAUGGCAGAGAAUCAGGGUGAGGAGGGUAAGGAAGAGGAGGUGGAAGUGGUAUAG
Strongylus vulgaris is the source of this 234-nucleotide messenger RNA. NCBI's taxonomy places the organism in Eukaryota, Metazoa, Nematoda, Chromadorea, Rhabditida, Strongylidae. The record is from the annotation of a GenBank genome assembly.